AUGUAUCCCAACCCUUGCAAUGAGCAUAAAAGGAAGAGAUAUAUCGUAGUCCUGAUUCUGACCCUGCUGCCCGCGCUUAUGAUCGUCGGCUCGGAUAUGCGCAGCCGUAUCUUGAACAACGACUUGGCCAACUUGAUCCGCCAGUCCAUUAUUAUGGUGUCCGUAGUCUUUACUCUCGUGAAGCUAAUAAUAACGAUAAUUCGUAAGAAGGAGCUAAGGGAAAUAAUCGUUGAGAUUAAUGAAGACUAUCAAACCUUCAACGAAUUACCAGAGGAGUGCCAGGACAUUGCCAAAGACACUAUACAAACGACCAAGACCCUGGAGAACCUUUGGAUUGGUAUUUUAGCAGCCACGGCUUCCUCGUACCCCAUACUGGCCUGCGUGUGUACUAUCUACUCGCAGGUUCUGUCCAACGAUCCGAAGCGCUACAUGGUCCACGAGACUGAGCUGAUCUUUGUAACCGAAGAGAAGAAGUAUGAGACUCCGUAUUUUGAAGCGAUGUCUAUUUACACUCUGUAUGUCAUAUGGAUUAUCUUCCUUGGAUUUGCUGGUUAUGAUGGUCUGUUCUCAGUAUGCAUACUGCACGUAUCUUUAAAGAUUAAACUAUUCAGCCUCAAAUUACAACAUAUCUUGGAUGAUGCAGAGGACGUUCCAAAAAUGAAAGCAAAUAUAGCCAACUUUGUGGAGGAACACUGUGGAGUUAUAAGAUUAAUAGAGAAAAUACAAAAGUGUUUCGAAGUUUGGCUCGUUGGGACAUUCUUCAACGCAGUCGUGCAAAUUGGGAUGGCUCUAUGUCAAAUUACGAGCAACGCAGUAACCGACAUCAAUGCCAUGUACUAUUUCUACGCGGUGGCCACGGCGGUCCACAUUUACGUGCCCUGCCACCUCGCCUCUGACGUCACUCAGCGGGCUGCCGAAGUAGCGACGGUAGCAUACAGCAGUUCGUGGGAAUCGCUGCAGGAUGCCGGUGUGAAGAGGUCCAUCGCGAUCAUCAUCGCCAGGGCCCAGAUCCCCAUACAUUUCAAGGCCAUGGGGAUGCUGACAUUUAACAUGGAAAUGUUUGUCUCUAUCAUGCAGACUUCGUACUCCAUGUACACUCUUCUAAGAACAUAAGCACAACAAGUCCCUCGUUGUUUUAUUAA
Pararge aegeria (speckled wood butterfly) is the source of this 1142-nucleotide messenger RNA. RefSeq lists its product as uncharacterized. Gene Ontology annotation, molecular function: odorant binding; olfactory receptor activity. NCBI's taxonomy places the organism in Eukaryota, Metazoa, Arthropoda, Insecta, Lepidoptera, Nymphalidae. The transcript has 9 exons. The record is from RefSeq and is a predicted model, not a curated record. Gene Ontology annotation, biological process: detection of chemical stimulus involved in sensory perception of smell; sensory perception of smell. Bases 1 to 1113 code for a protein of 370 amino acids. Gene Ontology annotation, cellular component: plasma membrane.